AUUAAAAUUGGUUCUUCUAGUUUACAUGUUUUUAGUCUAUGCAACGCCAUUGUAAAAAGAAAAAAAGUUUCUGUCCGUUGUCCUGACAAUUGACUUCAGCUUGACAAGCCUGUAUUCUAUCAAAUAGACAAUUUUAAAUUCACAAUUCACAUUUUUGUAGAAUUUGUAACAACAUUUUGAGAUAAGUGGGACGUGUACACUCGAUCCUUUUUAAAAAUGACUACAAUAAGACCAUUUACGUGUGAAGAUAUGUUGAAAUUCAACAAUGUAAAUUUGGACCCUUUGACUGAAACUUAUGGCUUAUCAUUUUAUACUCAAUAUUUAGCUCACUGGCCGGAAUAUUUUCAAGUUGUCGAAUCUCCAAGUGGAGAAAUAAUGGGAUACAUUAUGGGAAAAGCAGAGGGACAUGGUGAGAACUGGCAUGGUCAUGUAACAGCAUUGACUGUAGGCCCUGAAUACCGGAGACUAGGCCUUGCAGCUACUUUGAUGAACAUUUUGGAAGAUGUGUCAGAGAAGAAAAAAGCAUAUUUUGUAGACCUAUUUGUAAGAGUUAGCAACAAAGUUGCAAUUAACAUGUACAAGAACUUGGGCUACAUAGUGUAUAGAACAGUAUUAGAAUAUUAUUCUGGAGAUCCAGAUGAAGAUGCCUAUGAUAUGAGGAAAGCUUGUUCUAGAGAUGUCAAUAAAAAGUCUGUGAUACCAUUGACACAUCCAGUCCGACCAGAAGAUGUGGAUUAAUAUGGAAAAAUAAAUAAAAUAAAAUUACAGAAAAUCUUUUAUUUUGAUCUUAUUUUAAACAUCAAAUUAACUUUCAUCCUCUUUUUCAUUCUGCUCCUGUGGUUGUGGAGGUGUUUGUUCUUCUUCACUAUUGUUAUCAUCAUCAUCAUUAUUAUCAUCCUCCUUUGUUUCUUCUUGAUUAGUUUUGGUUUCUGAUUCAGCUGGUUGUAAGACUUCUUUUUGUUUACGCCAUUGUUUUGCAGCAGCGAGAAGUUUAAGAUUAGGUCUAACCAUUUCAUCUUCUGGGAAAAUGUAAUCAAAUACUUCUUCCCAUCCUUCUUCAACACCACUUUCACUAAUAAUCUUCUGUCUCUUUUUAACUCUUCGUGGCAUUUUAGAUAGGACCUUUUCAAGUUUUUCUUCCUCACCAAUUUCUGUUUCAAAGUCUUUCCAUGCUUCCAGUAGAAGUACUCUGGCCUCUUUUUCACCAGCACUUCUGAGGCUAUCAUUAGCACGCUCAUAUACACGCCUCGCUAGAUCUACAUUGAUAUCAUCAGGGUUUUCGGCAUUUAAUUCAAACUUUGCAUAGGAAAGCCAAACUUUUACAUGGACUGUUCUCUCCAACAACCUUUCAUAGAGUUGUCUUGCCUUUUCUGUUUCUCCUUGUUGUACUUCAAAGUCUAUGUAACUUUUCCAUAACAGCUCUGGCAUAUCAAGUCUUGGCUGUCCCACUGCUAUUUCAUAAAUAGCUCUAGCCCUAUCUGUAUCACCAAGUAAUGUUUCUAACUCUGCAAACUUUAUCCAUGUUAUGCAAUUUUCUGGGCCAUAUUCUAAGAACUUUUGAUAUAAUAUUCUACAUCUAUCAAAUUCUCUCAAUUGAAUUUCCAUAUCAAUGUAACCCCUGUAAAGUUUGUCUCUUGGACAGAUUCCAAGAGCCAUACCUAAGGUCUUUCUUGCUUGUUUUAAGUCUUUGCAUCUUACUUCAAAUUGGGCAUACAUCAGCCAUAUUUUGGAAAAUGUAAAUAUCUUGUGCGGUAUUAAUUCCAGACAUGUUCUAUAGACUUGCCUCGUUCUUUCAGUGUCUUCUGCUUCUAAUUCUUCAUAUAGAGCAUAAUUAAUCCACAAAUAUAUGUAUCGUCGCCAGAACUGCUUGUCUUUAGACGGAGGCACAUUGGCUAUAGCUCUUUCAUAAGUAUCCCUGAUGUCAUCAACAUUUCCUUCAUUCUCAACCAGUCUAAUAUAAUCAAACCAAGCAUCAUAGUUAGUUGGAUUCUCAAUUACUUCCUGUUCAUACAUAUACUUCCUCUUGUUUACAAUAACAUCUUCAAUACCAGACCUAUCCCCAUAUUUUUUCUCAUGUAUUGUAUAUGCUUUGUAUAAUUCCUUAUUUCUGUCUUUUGGAAUAUGGUCUAAUGCAUAUUUGUAAAUAACUCUAGCUCUAUCAUGUUCUUUUUGAUUUUCUUCAAACUUAGCAAAGGCAAUAAACAGUCUUUCAUCAAGAUCUUCAUCACCAAAGAACUCAACAGCUCUUUCAAAUACUUUUCUGGCACCAUUUAUAAAUCCAUGAUUUUCUUCAAACCUUGCAUAUUUGAUCCAGUUCUUAACAUCAGGAUGCACCAUAACAAACCUUUCAUAGAUCUGUCUAGCUCUGUCCAGUUCUUUGUAUCUUAGUUCAAAGUUUAUGUAUGUUUGCCAUGCUUGUUCAUCUGGCUGCCACUCCAUCCAGCGUUC
Molecule: messenger RNA, 2448 nt
Organism: Spodoptera exigua (beet armyworm)
Lineage: Eukaryota; Metazoa; Arthropoda; Insecta; Lepidoptera; Noctuidae
Source: the annotation of a GenBank genome assembly